UUGAGAGAGCGCAUUAAAAAAAAAAACACACACACAACCAGCCACUAACCAGGACUUCCCAGAGUCCAGGGAGAGGGGAGAGCGAGAGUCCUUAGUACCGAUCUCUUAGAGCAUUAAAGACUUUUUUUUUUAAAGGUUGGCUUCUUCCUUUCUUUCAUGCGAAAGCCAUGAGUUCGUACUUUGUCAAUCCUCUUUUCUCCAAGUACAAAGGCGGCGAGUCCCUGGAACCAACUUACUACGACUGCAGAUUUCCACAGAGUGUAAGCAGAAGCCAUGCUCUGGUGUAUGGUCCGGGCACCACGGCUCCCAGCUUCCAACACCCUUCACACCACGUCCAAGAGUUCUUCCACCACGGAACCUCCGGCAUUUCUAACUCGGGAUACCAGCAAAAUCCUUGCGCCCUGGCGUGCCACGGAGACGCGUCUAAAUUCUAUGGAUACGAAGCCCUACCAAGGCAAUCGCUUUAUGGUGCCCAGCAAGAGGCGGCCGUGGUACAAUAUCCUGACUGUAAAUCCUCUUCCAACAGUAACUCUAGCGAGGGACAAGGGCAUUUAAAUCAAAAUUCUUCACCCAGUCUCAUGUUCCCCUGGAUGCGACCGCACGCUCCCGGAAGGCGCAGCGGCAGGCAGACUUACAGCCGGUAUCAAACCCUGGAGCUAGAAAAAGAGUUCCUCUUCAACCCCUAUUUGACUCGAAAGCGGCGGAUUGAGGUCUCUCACGCCCUGGGACUGACCGAGAGGCAGGUCAAGAUAUGGUUCCAGAACAGAAGGAUGAAAUGGAAGAAAGAGAACAACAAGGAUAAACUCCCCGGGGCCAGGGACGAGGAGAAAGCGGAGGAGGAAGCCAACGAGGAAGAGGAGAAAGAAGAAGAGGAGAAAGAAGAAAGCAAGGAGUGAUCUCGCGCAGCUCCUUGAAGUCCUCGUUUUAUGGCAGAUGAUAAAUCGAGAUGUUUACGACGGUCAUUCGCUUUUAUAGAGUAUAGAAUGGAGAGACUCACACAACAGUAACUACCUGUCAAACAGUUGUAGCCCCCCUUUUUAUUGUCAUAGAACUUCCCCUAGGUUUUCCCCCUUCCUUAUAGCAGCAAUUCCCCCCCCUCUCUUUGGCUUUCAAUAAAAUAAAUAUAGAGCUGGGUUGACUACGACCCAUAUCUAUCUGCAAAGAAAUGGACCUCGCCAUAACUACCACCAGCAGCGACCCCACCCCUUUUCACUCCUUGCUCUAUUCUAACUAGAAACAACAACCCCUCUUAUGUAUUUCUUUCGACGUAGGACGGUUUCUCCUCCACCUUGUGUGCUCUCCAAGUUUAAUCAUGGAAGGGGGGGAAGAGUGAGGGUAGGAGAGAGCCGCAAUGCUUUAUGCUUAGUCUUAAAAACCUAUCUACCUAUGUAUUCUUCCACGUUAAAGUCCGUUUAUGGUUUUAACUUUUCGCUCUCAGCCUGUUCUUACUAAAGGACAAUUUGGGGGUGGGUGGGAAAUGGAGGCUUGACGUGUGCCUGAGGACAGAUUCUCUUGCUUACUAGUUAUCUAUGAAUAUAUCUGUAUGUAAAGUCUACCUAUAUAUGCCCUGUUAUUUGGCAGCCGAAGGCUGAAGACCUAUGCAUCUUAACCUGGAAGCAAAUCCCACCCAAAUCCAGGGGGGCUUACUUUUGAGUCAAUGUGCAUAGUUGUGAAGGACAUGGAAACAUAGAAUGAUUGAUAUGGAUGUUGUUUACUAUGGGACUUGUGUGAGCACUCGAAAUUCUUAACAUACUACCUAAUGGGAAACCUGCAAUAAUAUUCUGUUAGCAACAAGGUGGGGGGCUUACACAGACGGAGGAGAAAUAAGUAAAUAAAUAAAUAAACAUGGUUAAAAAAAAUCAUUUUUAAAAAGAAGAGUUGUGUAUUGCCCUAAUGCAAGCUACUAAGUAGCAGAAAUUAAUAAGAAUAAUAAGUAAUAAAAAAAGAAUAAAAAACACAUUGUAAUGUAUCUUAUCACUACCUAUAGAAGGAGUCAUGCUUCGAAAGUAUUUGUAUCGCGGUUUUGUUGUCCUAAGUUGCUGCUUAUUUUUCUUGGGAAAAAAAAUAAAUUUAAUUCCCAACAACUGAAACUGCCUAGAUAAGAACGCACAGUAUUGUAUUAUUUUAUUGUGCUUAUAAUGUAGUUUAGGACUUAAAUUGCACUGAAUGUAUAGUUAUCUAUUUGUCUUGACUUAUCUGUUAAUGCAACAUGCUCGAAUUACAAAAAAAAAUGUCAUUUGUUUUAUGUAAACCAUAGUUCUCUGCGUGUUCAAAACUCUGAAUGUAGCAAUUUCUGCCAGAAUACCAAUUCUGGCAACCGUGGAUUUGUAUUGUAUACGUGAGACAUUACGUAAAUAAACA
Eublepharis macularius is the source of this 2361-nucleotide messenger RNA. It is a transcript of the gene HOXC8, whose product is annotated as homeobox C8. Gene Ontology annotation, cellular component: nucleus. The coding region runs from base 168 to 896 and encodes 242 amino acids. Lineage: Eukaryota; Metazoa; Chordata; Lepidosauria; Squamata; Eublepharidae. Gene Ontology annotation, biological process: regulation of transcription by RNA polymerase II. Gene Ontology annotation, molecular function: RNA polymerase II transcription regulatory region sequence-specific DNA binding; DNA-binding transcription factor activity, RNA polymerase II-specific. The transcript has 2 exons. The record is from RefSeq and is a predicted model, not a curated record.